UAAAAAUUGAUUAUUUUAUGUGCAAAACAUACUCCAUUCAGUUAUACAAACUAAAACGAAUAUUGGUUCUAUGGCAUAUAAAUUAUAUUAAACGCUUUCAUUGGAUUUAAACUGCUAUUUAAACUCUCGUAUUUCAAAUCUGAAACAGCUAAACGGUUAACGUUAAUGUCAACCCUGUUGUAAAAGUUUCACGCGUCAUUUGCGCCAUUUGUAUCCAUAAUCCGUUAUAAUCGUGUGAUGAUCCAUCACUGUGAAUAUAAAUUAAUUGUGGUAAAUUUAAAAAGUCCAGGAGAACUUGUAAAUUUCUUACAAAUAAAUUAUGGCAGAAAUCGGUGAUCUUAGACGCCUUGAAAGUCAGUUAUACGAGUAUCAUCCAGAAUUGAGUGGCGACAGUGAGGACUUGAAAUUAGAGCGACGUAAUCGGUUGUUUAUGCAAUUGCAAUCAAGUCAACCUGCAGUGCAACUGGUUCCACUCGAUGCUGUUUCUUCACUUACCAACAUAAAGAGUAUAUUAGAAAAGUGUAAGGACGUUGUAGUGGAUCAUUCCCAACUAAUUCCCUAUAAGCCUCGUGCCAUGUCUCCCGCUAUGUCGCUUAUUGAAUCUAGCGGUGAUGAGUUUUUAUGUACACAAAGACCUCGACGCACGGCAGCACGUAGAAGUAGAACCAGUUCUAUACAUUACAAAAGCUCGGAAGCAAAUAAAUUGCAGUGUGUACCGAAAGAAGAUUCGCCACUUUCGCUAUCUAUAUUUAUACCUCAAGUGGUGAAGGGUUCAGAAAAAAUGGAAAUUUCGAUUGAUUUGGGCGAACUUAAUGCUUCUCAAAGAUUAUUCGGUAAUCGUGUGGACGAAUUGUUGGGUAAACGAGCGAUUAGCAGCCACAUGCCAGCAGAUGCACCAUUAAAAGAAAAUCUGAAUAGUAAUAAAUGUAAAGAUUUCCAAGUGCCUAACGCAACGUCAAUUACUACUCAGACCAUUAAUGAAAAUAAUGAAAAGCAAGAUGAUGAAAUGUUAUCACGUUUAAUAUCGCAAGUGUUGGUAGAAAAUCACGAUGCUGAAACCUUACAAGCCACUAAUCUACUUGAUAAUAUCAAUAAUAAUGAGCGCAGCAAUUACAAUGCCAACGUGUCUGAUGCUUUUGAAUCGUCUAAGGAACAAGUGGUAAAGAAAAAACGGCAACGAAAACCGAAAAAGUCCGUGUCUGUCGAUAAAGGACCACCUAAAAAACGUGGUCGAAAGCCAAAAAAUAAGACGGAUCAACAAGUUGGCUUAGAAUAUGCAGAAGUGGCCAAAAGCGACUUGGCUAAAUAUGUUGAACUUUUUUCGAACUCAUGUAAUAUGGCGGGAUCGACAACACCAGCUGCUUCUUCAACAGUAUCUCAACAGUUGGUGACAUCCACGACUCAUUACUUGGAUGCGAACGAGCAACAACCAAUUACAUAUUAUAUUGAAGGUGAUUGGGAGAAUGGCGGCAAUUGCCAACUUGUGCAGACCGAUAGUGCGCACGUUGAAGGUGGUCAAGAAGAAUUCAAUAUGGCCGAGUUGGUAAAUUAUAUAGACAACGUAGGUGAUGCUGGAAAUGCCAUUGCGCGUGUACUUGAUGGUCCUGCUGCGCUGCCUGUGUUGACACAAGACUCUCAAACGCAAAGCAACUCGAUUAUGCCACCGCCAGCGCAUGUCUCUAAUGUGUUGUUGGAUUUAUCCAAAAAGUCUACAAUAUCUCAUAGCCUCUCCGCACCGGAUAUUAUUAAUACACCCAAUGAAACUGUCUCCCAGGAUCUAAUGCCGCUGGACUUGUCAUUAAAAUCGUCCAAGCUGUUACAAACGCCUGUCCUAAACACUAACUUAGUGCAGUUGGAAGCUAAUAAUUCGGUUGAAAAAUUGAAUGAAAGGCCGGAGGGUGUCUUUGAGGACAACGAAUAUGCUUCGUUUGGCGCAGCAUUAGAUAUGCCGCUUAUUGACCUUGAGGACAAUAUCAAUGUGUUCAUGCAAUUAACCAACAAGGUAAAUACAACAGUUCCUGCAGCGGGCAAUAAUCCAACAGAUUGUGCGUUAACAAUUAAAGCAACUGCUAACAAUACAUUGCCGAUUUGUGAUUUUGAACUCGGUGAUAUACUUUCCGAGAAUACUCUAUGCAACAACAAUGAUUAUCAAGCAACAAUCAACAACUCUCAACUGAACAGUAGAGUCAAUUCCAAUUCCAACUUCCAAUCUAACAGUAAAAUUAAUGAUUUAAAUACGGACGUAGAUAGUGGUGUGACGGAACGAAACGAAAACGCGUCUUUAGAUCAAAUUCGCCAUGAAAAUGAUAUACCAAAAAUUACCGAGUGUUUAAUAAAUCCAACGGUCGACAUGAAUGCGCACACAACUGCUGUCGAUAUCGAUAAAUAUGAUAGUAUAACUCAAAGUAAUACUGAAGCGACAUUCAGUCAAGAUCGUGAUAAAGCGGAAUGUUGUGAUGAACUCGCUGAAGCUAAACAAGACAACACCUCAAAUAGUGACCCUCAAUCAGCAAAUGUGGCGAAGAGUAGUGAAGAUAAAGCCGGAAGUUCUCACACCACAAGAGGUAUUGAACAUAUCGAUGAAUUACACGCCGAUUCGGCUGAUCUACUAUUUGUGGACACAGAAACGCUUGUGACCAACAAUGCAAAAUCCACAUACGAUGGUCCGGCUACUGCCUCUCACAUAGACACAGCUACGGCUUAUAAUGCUUCUAUGACUAACGCUAAUGAACAAGAAAUUGAGCAUAAUAAAGAUGCCGCUUAUGAUUUGUCUGCAAAAGAAGAACUUUCGAAAAGUAUUGAUUUGGAAGAAGAUCAACCAAGUCAUAAUGUUAGCGUACAUUUACCAAUGUCACAGUUAGCGCUAAUGGAAACCAAUUCCGAAGAGUUCGCUUACGAUUACGAGAUGGGCCUUGAAAGCAGUCAGGAGAACAACGCUGCCAUUACAGUGCCAGAAAAACAACAAAAACAAUGCAAUGAAGAAAACGAAGCCAACGAAUCGCAAAAAAGUGAUGAUUUAGUUUGCAAUGAUUCAGGUAUAGGAAAUUCUGUAGUUUGCGACAAUGUGGAGACAGUACCCAGAUUAACGAUGACAUUAAUUCACAAUAACAACAAUCCGUUAAUAGAAAGUAAUUUCGUAGCAGAGGAAAUAAAUUUAACGUCGAACGGAAGUGAUCAUAACAAUGCGAAUAUUGAAAGUGGAGAAGACUGUGUGAAGACAGUGGAUAGUUUCACUGGCGAAGCACAAGAACUGAAGGAAACGAGUAAUCACGAGGCAAAUGAAAGUUUGAAUAAAGCAGCAAUCGUGUCUUCGGUAGGUGUACAAGAUGUCUGCACUGAAACAAUUGAUGCUAUAUUGACCACACACAGCAAUCAGAGGCAAGUAAUUGAAAGAGUGUCAGAUAAUGUUAAAUUAAAAGAGCCUGAUGCGAUUUCCAAUUUAUCUGUGCUGGAGAUGGAAAUGAAAAUGGAUGUUGACUGCUUGGAUUUUGAAGAUGAAAUGGAAGAUGAUGCGCUUUCGCUAGCGACAUCCUGUUUCAAUUCAUCAGAUGAUGAGCGCUGUGCGGAUGUGGAUGGCACUACUGAGGCAACCACAAACCUUAACUCGGAGAACUCAAGCACUGAGCACAACGAGGACACGCAGUGCGUUCGUAUCGAAAAAGAUGAAACUGUGGAUGAUAAGUGUGCUGUUGUCAAGGUGGAAGCAAUACAACAGAGCGCUACUGACGUGCCAAAUGAAGUUUUAAAGAAGUUCAAAAUACCGAAAAUCUCUUUGACAACGGCAACAGCAAAACACGCAGGUGCAACAGCGAACGUGGCCACAGCAGCGGCAUUACCCAUGGUCAUAUUGCCAACGAAUGCGUUUAAUAAGCAGUUGAUUAAAACGGAACCGGAUGUCAACAAACUAGUGAACUUGGAGAAAAUCACACGCACAGUACAAAAUGUAUGUGCGGUAACACCGUUGACACUGCAGCAACCAACUUACCAACCACAAACUCAAACUGUCAUUACGCAAAAUUCCUUCAAUACUCUCAAACCACUUAUGAGAGAUGUGUUGAAAUUGCCAACAACCAGUAGCGAAGCGGAUGUGAAAGAUUUGAAAGCAGUGGAGGAUAAUAAGCAAAUUGUAUGUAGGCUAAAUGAAUUCGUCGGUAUCGGUGGGGAUUGUCGCAAAUCCAGUGAGCAUACAUUAGUCAUCGCGAACACCUUUGGUGUCAUGUGUUUUCCUUACUUGGUGAACCGUUGCUUCAAGCCUGCCAACUGCGAAUUAUCGCACACAUUGCGCGAGCCGGAAGCGGUUGGCAAACUAUUGCUCACACUUUCGGAUGUGGAUCUAAAUAUUGCAUAUAGAUUUGCUUAUAAUCAUGAAUUACUUUUCCGCCGUUACAUGCACGAGUUCUGUCGUGUCUACGCGGUGCGUAACAAUCGUUUAAAACUGUUGUAUAUGGUGCGCGAUUGCGAGCGCUACCCGUGCGGUACCAAGCUGCUGGCUACAAUAUUUCACAGUUUGGAAUAUUGCGGUCUCAACAAAGUCAAUGCAUGUCGACAGAUCUUAAGCUACAGUCGUGAUAGAUCACAAGAAACCAUAGAUGUGUUAUUGGACAUCAUAUUGCAGGCCGAUUGGACUAUGUUCUGCGAUCACAUCGAGAAAUUCAUUGAUAUUACUUUAUAUAAAUUCCGCGUGAAUGUACUGCAUAAAAUGGCGCCAACAAUCUUGCAGGCAAACGAUAAACGUCUGACUUCGCUAUUCUUUAAAUGUCUCGUCAAUUUAGAUUCGAAUGAUGUCGGACUUGUGCAGACCUCACCCAUACUCAUGCAAUUGCUCGAGUUGAUAAAGAACGGACAAAUAUGCCGGUAAGUGUGUGUGUGUGUGUGUGUAGCAUAAUUCAUUGUUGAAAAUACAUACAUAUGUACUGGUUACAUAUCAAAAUACACAAAUCAAGCGUUGAGCUUUAAGUUAUAAUUAUAUACAUAUAUGCACAAUUAUACAUUUAAAAAACUUAAGACUUACCUCUCACAAGGGUAUCAAUUAGAGUUCGAAGAAUAAAAUUCUUAUGUUAAUUUUCCA
Molecule: messenger RNA, 5068 nt
Organism: Zeugodacus cucurbitae (melon fly)
Lineage: Eukaryota; Metazoa; Arthropoda; Insecta; Diptera; Tephritidae
Exons: 6
Coding region: 320-4858 (1512 amino acids)
Source: RefSeq, a predicted model, not a curated record